AUGCUCGUUCGUGUAUCGCUGAGGACUUGCGCACAAGUCCAGGGCGAUGCACCACGCAGCAGCAGCUUCCUGCUCAAGCAGCUCGUCACCAACAACCAUAUUCAGCAUCGCAGACUCUCGUCCUCUGUCAAUGCGAAUCAAUCAAACCUCUUCCAAGCUCUUGAGACCCAUGACCCGCUCAGUGUAGCCGUGAAACACUUUAGAACCGGCCGCAAGUUCACCUACGCAGACCUAACCAGAGAUAUCAUUGAAUCACGAAAGCGACUCCUACAAAAAUGUUCCGCCAAGGGAAUAUCAUCUCUCAAGGGCGAACGAGUUGCUUUUGCGGCAACGAAUAAUUAUUAUUCCGCGGUGAAUUUGUUUUCUAUCCUGGCUAGUGAUGCGAUUGCAGUGCCGGUGUUGCCUACUCUCCCAUACCUUGAAGCCAAGUAUAUCCUAGACAAUGCGGAUGCAAAGAUGUUAGUUUUAGCGGACACGGCAGACAAAGCUCGGAAAAUGGCGGAUUGGUUCGUUGGCGGAGAUGAUUUGAUUGUCGAUGUGAGAGAGCGUGUCCCCAGGCGUGGGCAUUGUGAAGUAUCAUCGCAAGUUGACUUUCCUAAUGUACAUGACGCAAAAGGAGGUCUUAUGUUGUAUACUUCUGGCACCACGAAUCGACCGAAAGGUGUCUUUUUACCGUUGGCCGCACUACAAGCCCAAGCGCAGUCAUUGAUUGAGGCUUGGAAGUAUACUCCAAAAGAUCAUUUACUACAUCUUCUUCCGCUACACCAUAUUCACGGCCUUGUGAAUGCGCUUCUCGUCCCUAUUCUUGCGGGCUCGACUGUUGAAUUCAUGCGAUCCCCAUCGGCUCCGACUCUUAUUUGGCAUCGAUUAGCUGCACCAUUUUUAGACCAGCAGCAACAUGAGAAUCUGAAGGACCGCGAGAAGAUCACCUUCUUGACAGGCGUGCCAACCUUGUACACCCAACUCAUGGCAAAUUUUCCUUCAUUACCAGACGAGAUUCAAGCAGCGGCAAAACAGGCAAUUUCGCCUGAAAAUCUACGACUGAAUAUUUCUGGAUCAGCGGCAUUACCGACACCGACAAAAUCCGCCUGGACAGGAUUGAGUAAUGGGAAUGUCCUUUUGGAGCGGUAUGGUAUGACUGAAGUCGGGAUGGCUAUCAGCUGUGGAUUAGACCCCAAUGAUCGUGUGGAUGGUAGUGUGGGCUGGCCAUUGCCGUCCGUGGAGGUGAGAUUAUGGGAUACGGACAAAGAGGAGGUGAUCCAGCCCGGUGAAGAGAUCGACAAAGAGACUGGUCGUGAACGAGUAGGGGAAAUUCAACUACGAGGACCCACGAUUUUCCGCGAGUACUGGAACAAUCCAAAGGCCACUGCAGAGUCUUUUGUUUCAGAUGCUGAUGGCAAGGGGAAAUGGUUCCGAACUGGUGACGUUGCGGUACGAAGAAUUGUCGACGCCAGUGGUAAAGGGAGCAGCGGUGAAUGGGCUAAAGGGCCCAUGUAUUUCAUUCAAGGUCGUCUUAGUGUGGAUAUCAUCAAGACAGGAGGCGAAAAAGUGAGCGCGCUUGAGGUUGAGCGGGAGCUGUUAUCAUUGCCCGGGAUUGCCGAAGCAGCCGUUGUCGGUCUGCCGUCUGAGACAUGGGGACAAAAAGUGGCCGCGGUAAUCGUUCUGGACACAACCACGACACCACAACUCAUCGGUGAUGGCGGCGAGACAAGCAGCAGCAGCAGCAAACCGAAACCGUGGGGUGCCCUGCAUCUGCGUCGAGCGUUGAGUGACCGUCUCGCGGCGUAUAAACUUCCGCAGGAAGUGAAGGUAUUGACUGGGUGCAUUCCGAGAAAUGCAAUGGGCAAGGUGAACAAGAAGCUGCUUGUCAAGGAGGUUUUUGGAGUGCAGGGUUGA
Talaromyces marneffei is the source of this 1896-nucleotide messenger RNA. RefSeq lists its product as uncharacterized. Gene Ontology annotation, biological process: fatty acid metabolic process. The record is from RefSeq and is a predicted model, not a curated record. Gene Ontology annotation, molecular function: medium-chain fatty acid-CoA ligase activity. NCBI's taxonomy places the organism in Eukaryota, Fungi, Ascomycota, Eurotiomycetes, Eurotiales, Trichocomaceae. The transcript is spliced from 5 exons. The coding region runs from base 1 to 1896 and encodes 631 amino acids.